AUGGAGGCUGAGGAAAGUGACCGAGAUGAACUGGUCAGAGGCGAGAGUGACCGGAGUGAGAGACUAGCCACAGUGACAAUAGUAGCCGGUCAGAGCGAGAGUGACCGAGGAGAGCUGGUUCAGGAGGCGAGCAGUGACCGAGGAGAGCUGGUCAGGAGCGACGAGAGUGACCGAGGAAGAGCUGGUCAGGAGGCGAGAGUGACCGAGGAGAGCUGGUCAGGGAAGGCGAGAGUGACCGAGGAGAGCUGGUCAGGAGGCGAGAGUGACCGAGGAGAGCUGCCAGGAGGCGAGAGUGACCGAGGAGAGCUGCUGGUCAGGAGGCAGAGUGACCGAGGAGAGCUGGCAGGAGGCGAGAGUGACCGAGGAGGAGCGAGCUGGUCAGGAGCGAGAGUGACCGAGGAGAAGCUGGUCAAGGGGGAGAGUGCCAGGAGAAGCUGGUCAGGAGGCGAGAAUGACGGGAGAGCUGGUCAGAGGCCGAGAGUGACCGAGGAGAAGUGGUCAGGAGGCCGAGUGAGUGAGGACCGAAGAGCUGGUCAGAGGCGAGAUGACCGAGAAAGCUGUCAGGAGGCGAGGGUGACCGAGAAGAGCGAGAGCCGAGACUGGUCAUGGAGGGAGAGUGACCUGAGGAGAGCUGGUCAGGAGGCGGAGAGUGACGAGAGAGCUGGUCAGGAGGCGGAGACAGUGACCGAGGAGAGGCUGGUCAGGAGCGCGAGAGUGGACCGAGGAGAGCUGGUCGAAGAGCGAUGUAACGAGGAGAGCUGGUCAGUGAGCGAGAGUGACCGAGGAGAGCUGGUCAGGAGGCGAGAAGAGCUGGUUGACCGAGGAGAGCUGGUCAGGAGGCGAGAGGUGACGAGAAGAGCUGGUCAGGAGGCGAGAGUGACCGAGGAGAGCUGGUCAGGAGGAGAAUUGACCGAGGAGAGCUGGUCAGGAGGCGAGAGUGACCGAGGAGAGCUGAGUCAGGAGGCGAGAGUGACCGAGGAGAGCUGGUCAGGAGGCGAGAUGACCGAGGAGAGCUGGUCAGGAGGCGAGAGUGACCGAGGAGAGCUGGUCAGGAGGCGAGAGUGA
Molecule: messenger RNA, 1065 nt
Organism: Penaeus vannamei (Pacific white shrimp)
Lineage: Eukaryota; Metazoa; Arthropoda; Malacostraca; Decapoda; Penaeidae
Source: RefSeq, a predicted model, not a curated record